This is a messenger RNA of Girardinichthys multiradiatus, 4968 nucleotides long. RefSeq names its product epidermal growth factor receptor a (erythroblastic leukemia viral (v-erb-b) oncogene homolog, avian) (gene egfra). Lineage: Eukaryota; Metazoa; Chordata; Actinopteri; Cyprinodontiformes; Goodeidae. Bases 155 to 3784 code for a protein of 1209 amino acids. Gene Ontology annotation, cellular component: basal plasma membrane; signaling receptor complex. The record is from RefSeq and is a predicted model, not a curated record. Gene Ontology annotation, biological process: cell differentiation; negative regulation of apoptotic process; positive regulation of kinase activity. The transcript is spliced from 28 exons. Gene Ontology annotation, molecular function: epidermal growth factor receptor activity; ATP binding; epidermal growth factor binding.
GCUGGCAGAAGUCAGACUGCUGGAGAUAUCUGAGAGGAGGAGCUGUCAAAGUUUCUCAGAGAAGGAAAACUCUUCCACAAUCCGAGACGGGAAUUAGUUUAAUUUGAGGUGUUUGUUCCACGCCAGUCGGAUUAUCGGGUCUUUUUGACAUGGAAUGACACCGUGGUCUCCUCACCCGAGCUUCGAAAACACGAUGGCAGCCCGUUUUCUGCUUUGGAUCAGCCUCACCUCUCUGCUCUGCCUGGGCUCCCGUGUUCUGGCGGAAAAGAAAGUAUGCCAAGGUUUCACCAAUCGCUUGAAUCUUCUGGGCUCUAAAGAGGACCACUAUCUGAACAUGCUGAAGACCUACAGCAAUUGUACCGUUGUCCUGGAGAACUUGGAGAUCACUUACGUGGAGGAGCACCGUGACCUGUCCUUCCUCAGGUCAAUUGAAGAAGUAAGUGGCUAUGUUCUGAUUGCCCUCAACACAGCCCCCAGGAUUCCUCUGGAGAACCUGCGCAUCAUUCGAGGUCACUCCCUCUAUGAAGGAAAGUUUGCACUUUCAGUGCUUGCCAAUAUUGAUAAAGAUACAGGUCAGGGUACCACCGAGCUUCUUCUGACCAGUCUGACAGAAAUUCUCAAAGGAGGUGUAAAGUUUGGGAACAACAAACUUUGUAACGUGGAAUCGAUACAAUGGUUUGAUAUUGUCAAUGCUGAAACAAAACCUAGCAUGAUACUCCCAGUGGCGGGAAACAACCCAACUUGUCAAAAAUGCCACUCAAGCUGUUUCAAUGGUUCAUGUUGGGCACCUGGUCUAGAAAACUGUCAGACCUUAACCAAGCUGAACUGUGCACAGCAGUGCUCCAAGAGGUGCAAAGGACCUUCACCAAGCGACUGUUGCAAUGAGCAUUGUGCAGCAGGAUGCACAGGGCCCAGACCCACUGACUGUCUGGCCUGUCGGGACUUCCAGGAUGAUGGGGUGUGUAAAGACUCCUGCCCGGGCCUCGUGCGCUAUGAUCCCAACCUGCACCAGCUGGUCCCUAAUCCCCAAGGAAAGUACAACUUUGGGGCCACCUGCGUGAAAAGCUGCCCACAUAAUUAUGUUGUGACUGAUCAUGGUGCGUGUGUGCGGUCAUGCAGCGGUAACACCUAUGAAGUGGACGAGGGAGGAAUCAGGAAGUGUGCAAAGUGCGACGGACUGUGCCCAAAAGUGUGUAAUGGACUUGGAGCAGGAGAGCUGACUCACACCUUGUCUAUCAAUGCUACCAACAUUGGUUCCUUUAAGAACUGCACCAAAAUCAGUGGCGACAUUACCAUCAUUCACACAUCAAUUCAUGGGGAUCCGUAUACCAAUACACCAAAGAUGGAGCCAGCCCAACUGGAUGUAUUUAAAACAGUUAAGGAAAUUACGGGACAUCUGUGGAUUCAAACAUGGCCAGAGAGCAUGAGCUCACUCAGUCCUUUUGAGAAUCUAGAAAUCAUUCGAGGAAGAACAAAACGUGGUAUCCGCACUGUGGUUGUGACGAAGCUCAAUAUCGACUACCUCGGCCUUCGGUCACUAAAAGAGAUCAGCGAUGGAGAGGUUGUCAUCAUCAAAAAUCAGAACCUCUGCUACACAGAGCAGAGCCACUGGAACAGGUUCUUCAAAUCAAAAGCCCAGACUGCAACAGUCAGUGAAAACACAAAUGCUACCACUUGUGCCCUGAGGAAAAAGACGUGUGACAGGAAGUGCACAGUGGAUGGCUGCUGGGGCCCAGGCCCGGACAUGUGUUUUGCCUGCCGUGACUACAGCCGUGGCGAGAGCUGUGUUGACUCCUGCAACAUCCUGGAGGGAAAUCCACGGGAGGCAGUCAUGAAUAAAACCUGCAUGGAGUGUGACCCCGAGUGUCUACGCAUGAACGGGACUGCAACCUGCCGGGCGCCGGGUCCCGGAAACUGUACAAAGUGUGCCAACUAUCAGGAUGGGCUGUUCUGUGUGUCUCGUUGUCCCCAAGGUGUGCCAGGAGAGGAUGACACCCUGGUGUGGAAAUACGCAGAUGAGAAAAGAGUGUGCCAACUGUGCCACAAGAACUGCACAAAGGGGUGCACGGGACCAGGUCCUGAAGGUUGCCAAGAUGAAAGGCCCUCAGGUCUCUCCAUGAUUGCAGCCGGGGUUGUUGGUGGACUGCUGGUUGUUCUGAUCACCGGCAUCUCUGUCUUCGUGCUGCUCCGCCGCCGCCACAUCAAGAGGAAGAGGACGAUGCGCAGACUGCUUCAAGAGAGGGAGCUGGUUGAACCUCUCACUCCGAGUGGACAGGCACCAAACCAAGCUCUGCUGCGGAUACUGAAGGAACCAGAGUUUAAGAAAAUUAAAGUGCUGGGAUCAGGAGCUUUUGGUACAGUUUACAAGGGUCUUUGGGUCCCAGAAGGAGAGGAUGUGAAGAUUCCAGUGGCUAUCAAGGUUCUAAGAGAGGCCACAUCACCCAAAGCAAACCAAGAGAUCUUGGAUGAAGCUUAUGUGAUGGCCAGCGUGGAACACCCGCAUGUGUGCCGCCUCCUGGGUAUCUGCCUCACUUCAACGGUGCAGCUCAUAACGCAGCUGAUGCCUUACGGCUGCCUGCUGGACUACGUCAAAGAAAACAAGGAUAAUAUCGGCUCCCAGCACCUGCUUAACUGGUGUGUUCAGAUAGCCAAGGGUAUGAACUACCUUGAGGAGCGCCACUUAGUUCACCGGGACUUGGCAGCCAGAAACGUCCUGGUCAAGACUCCUCAUCAUGUGAAGAUCACUGACUUUGGCCUGGCCAAACUCCUCAACGCAGAUGAGAAAGAAUACCAUGCAGAUGGAGGAAAGGUACCAAUAAAAUGGAUGGCUCUUGAAUCAAUCCUAAAUAGAACUUACACUCACCAGAGUGAUGUCUGGAGCUACGGUGUAACAGUCUGGGAACUGAUGACGUUCGGGACCAAACCAUAUGAUGGGAUUCCAGCCAGUGAAAUAGCCGGAAUCCUGGAGAAAGGAGAGCGCCUGCCUCAGCCACCAAUCUGUACCAUAGACGUCUACAUGAUCAUGGUGAAAUGUUGGAUGAUUGAUGCAGAGAGCCGGCCUCAUUUCCGGGAACUAAUAGCCGAGUUCACAAAGAUGGCUCGAGAUCCACCCCGCUAUCUUGUCAUCCAGGGUGACGACCGCAUGCACCUGCCAAGUCCAACAGACACCAAAUUCUACCGCAGCCUGAUCAGCGGGGAGGGCCUGGAGGAUGGUGUAGAUGCAGAUGAAUACUUGGUGCCACAGCACGGCUUCUUCAGCAGCCCAAGCACCUCCUACACCCCGCUGCUUCAUUCCACAAGCCUCAACAGCAGCAUAGGAACAUGCAUCAACAGAAAUGGCUUAAUGAACGGAGUCCCAAGCAGAGACGGAAGCAUAGUUCUCCGAUAUAUUCCUGACCCAACAGACAAAUUCCUGGACGAGGCCUUCCUGCCGGCUCCAGACUACGUGAACCAGAACGGAGUUUCCAAUGUGAUUAAUCCCAUCUACCAACAUUCUUGUCCACCUCGCACCCUUCUUCCAACCAUCUCCUCAGAUGACACGGAGUCAGAGUACCUGAACUACUUUAAGAACGGGUCCAAUGGACCCGAAUACCUCAAUGAGCUCCCAGCCUCAAACACCCUGCCCUUCAACUCCAACAACCUGGCCCACAGCGGUCAGAACUACAGGCCUCAGAACAGCAUAGACAACCCAGACUACCAACAAGAUUUCACCCCCACCUUCAAGACACAUGCAAACGGGCACAUACCGGCAGCAGAGAACGUGGAGUACCUGGGUCCGGACUGAGGACUUUAUGGGAACAGAAAAAUGAAUAAAUCGAUAAAUGAGAGUCUGUUUUUUGUGCCUUUGGAAAAGGUAUUUUAUGUGGCUGGAAACCCUAUGCGGUUGCAUCAGUGAAAACAUAGUAUGCAAGACUUUUUUUCUCACCAAACUUCAAUUACUUUUCUCGAAUGAAAACAGGACAAAAACUGAGUUGAAUGUGCCUCAGUUGGCCUUUGAGCUGCCAGUCCUAACAACAGAGAAGGAAAACUGCAAAAUGGAUUGAAAUCUUUGUUGCAUGAAACUAAACAGCUCAACCUGAAAUUAACCAGUGGUACACAUAUUGCUGUAGACCUGUCAAUAUUGGACUCAGAACAUUUCACUGUGAGGAAGUCAACCAGAUUAGAGUUUUUUGGAGUAAGCAAUAUUUUUAGGGUUAUGGAAGUCCGAUCCAGUGAGAAAGAAAACCUUAUGUGUAAGAUCUCAAAUUAGGGUAAUGGUUCUGUUCUGAAACAGGUUGGUGUGCAUUAAACACUGAAUGUUUGAGCAAAUGCAGCUGAUGGGACUGUGGUCAUAUUCAAACACGUGUUUUGUUGCUUAAAAUUUGCAGCACUUUGUAACAUAAAGUAUAUUUUCUGCAGAUUUGACUAAGGGCUUCCUUACACCAAUUGUCUUAAAUCAGAGCCCAUCUUUAUUUUUCUGCUCAGCAAACAAACCAAAAAAAUAUCUGUGUUUUGGUCCCUAAUUGUUUUUGUUUUCUGUCUGUGUAAUGUUCAUAAAAAGCUGGGUAAACUGUCUGAGGCCAUUUAUGUGUAAUUUUUACUUGUGACAUUUCAUUCUGUAUUUGUAUUUUAAAAUAUAUGAUAGUGUAAAAAAAAUUAUAAAUGUUUUUCAUUUGUGUGUUUUGUAAGAUUGUUUUACAUGGUGUUGACACCAUAUGUGUGAGUACUCCUCUUGCUUUAUUAUAGUCUGUCGGUCUUGCAAGGGCGUUAUCUCUACGAAUAUUGUUCCUAGUUUUAAAGGAAUAAACCAUUGUAGCAUCUUUGUUAAAGAAUUUACACAGGUACAUGUGCAGACAUUUAAUAUCCUGAAAUAUAUUCUAGAGUAGCAGUAAUUACUACUCCAUACACAGUUUUAUCAUAGGCACUUGUUUCUGAUUGUGAUCAUAUAAUUCAACAAAGUACAUAAAUAAAUUGUUUUUCUAUAAAAAA